Molecule: messenger RNA, 1441 nt
Organism: Emiliania huxleyi CCMP1516
Lineage: Eukaryota; Haptophyta; Isochrysidales; Noelaerhabdaceae
Exons: 1
Coding region: 40-1197 (385 amino acids)
Source: RefSeq, a predicted model, not a curated record
GACGACUCGUCACGCACAGCCAUCUCCUUCCGCCCAAGCAUGCUCUCGAUCAUCACCACGUACGCCGCCCCGGUCCCGCUCCACGGCCGCGAGCUCACCGCCGGAUGGCUAGCCUACAUGAACCAGGGCCUUCAGACGGGCGCCGCCUACGCCGGCACCGGCGCUUCGGGCGAGGGCUCCUUUGACGACCUCAACGCUCAGACCGCGGACGCCUUCAGCGCGCUUAACCACCAGGGCGAGCCCGCCGCCGUCACCGCCUCGCCGUCCACCGCUUCAACCUCCACCGCCGCCUCGCCAACCUCAACCAUCGGGACCGACGUCACCUCUGCCGUCGCCACGCCAAUUGUCUCCUCGACCGACGCCUUCACCGCUGGCAUCCUCUCGGUCGUCGACUCGCUGACCGCGGCGCUCGGUUCACCCACCGCCUCGAGCGCGGCACCCGCCUCCGACGCUGCGCCCGCCUCCACCGCCGCGCCCGCCUCGCCCUCCUCGUCCGGCGCCGCCUCGGCUCCCCACUUUGCGGGCUGGCAGGCGUACAUGAACCAGGGCAUCGCCACCGGCCUCCAGUACGCCAACGCGGGCGCCGGAGUCGCCGCCGGCACCACCGACCCGGCGACGGGCUUCAACGACCUCAACGCCGAGACGGCCGACAGCUUCAACGCCCUCAACCACGGCGCGCAGGUCCAAGAUGAGGAGGCCGGCGGCCAGCGGCGCCACCUCACCGCCGGGUGGCGCGCGUACAUGAACCAGGGCAUCGCCACCGGUGGCGCCUACGCCAGCACCGGCGCUUCGGGCGAGAGCUCCUUUGACGACCUCAACACGCAGACGGCCGAUGCGUUCGACAAGCUCAACCAUCAAGGCGAGACGGGGGAUGUCGCCACUCCGGCAGCCAGCGCCCAAGGCCAGCAGCACCAGCACUACCAGCCAAAGUCGGCCCUUGGCGCGGCCGUCGGCCGGCUCUCAGCGUCCCUGAGCACCGGCAUCGUCGGCAUGGUCAACAGCGGCGUGCUCUCCGCCGCGACGGCGGCAGCCGACACUGCCGAGACGCUUGCGCCCGCUCAGGCUGCCGCACCCGAGGCCACUGAGGCCGCUCCGGCGACCGUCGCCGCUGCGGCGACCGGCGCGACCGGCGACGGGCUCAUCACGGCACAGGCGGCUGCGGCGCCUCCCGCGGUCGAGAACGAGUGGGGACGCUAGACCUAGAGCUGUAGUCGCCCUCGAGAGAUGUCGAGUAGAUCUGGUGCACCCGUAGCGAGCAUAUGUUCACAAUAGUCAAUAUACACCUCGCCCGUGUGUCAACAGGAGUUCCCAGCGCUAUUGCCUAGAUGGUCCUGUAUUUUUUUGUUGUACAAUGAGGUCUGAAUCAACAACACCUCAUUUGCCGGUCAUUUCUUGCCCCUCUCCCCGUCCACGAAACGUUGCUAAAAAUCUGUCUGUCUCG